This is a messenger RNA of Oenanthe melanoleuca, 3697 nucleotides long. It is a transcript of the gene PKP3, whose product is annotated as plakophilin 3. Gene Ontology annotation, cellular component: cytoplasm; plasma membrane; adherens junction. The transcript has 13 exons. The coding region runs from base 108 to 2558 and encodes 816 amino acids. Gene Ontology annotation, biological process: cell-cell adhesion; cell-cell junction assembly. Lineage: Eukaryota; Metazoa; Chordata; Aves; Passeriformes; Muscicapidae. The record is from RefSeq and is a predicted model, not a curated record. Gene Ontology annotation, molecular function: cadherin binding.
GCGGGACGGACGGGCCGGGACGGAGCCUCCCUACGGCUGGGGAACGCCGGAACGCCGCCACUGCCGCCGCUCACCUGCGCAGGGCGGCCGGGCUGCCCCUCGCCGCCAUGCAGGAGACUAACGCCUUCCUGCUGUCGGCCCUGCAGCCCGAGGCCGGUGUCUGCUCGCUGGCCUUGCCCUCGGACCGGCAGCUGGACGAGCGUGGCCGGGAGGCGGCCGAGGCCCAGCGGCUGCGCAGCGCCCGUGUCCAGGAGCAGGUCCGCAUCCGCAUGAUGCUGCGGGGGCAAGCGCCCGCCCGCCCCGACGACCUCGCCGACGGCACCAGAGGUGGUCAGUACAGCUCGACCCUGCGCUCCUCCUUCAGCUCCCGCUCCCAGAGCAACGGCGUGGACCCCAAAGCCUCGCUGUACCAGCCGCUGGCCAAGAAGGAUUUCGGCACGCUGCGGGGCAGCGGCUGGUCGUCGCGCUCGGCCGUGGACCUCACCCCGCACAAGCGGGUGGCCACCAUCAGCAACGGGGGCCUGGCCAAGGGCCGCGCCUACGUCGCCGGCUACGCGGCCUCGCAGGUGGCCACCGCCUCGCCGCGGCCCAGCUCCUUCCACGAGCGCAACUUCCGCAGCCGGCAGAACCUGGACACGCUGUCGCUGCGCUCCCUGCGCCUGGCCGACGGGCCGCUCCCGCUCGCCGACGACCGCUACAGCGUCCUGUCGGAGCAGCUGGACGCGCCGGGGCACCGGCAGCUCUACAAGAGCCAGGCCGGCGGCGGCUUCGGCCGCUCCUUCGCGUACGAGCGGCAGCUGAGCUCCGGCACGGCCCCCAAAGCCGCCUGCGACUGGCUGGACGGCGCCGAGGGGCCGCCGAGCCGCACGAUCCGCGCCCCCGCCAUGCGCACGCUGCAGCGCUUCCAGAGCAACAACCGCUCGCGCCUCAGCACCGGCUCCUUCGGCACGGUGCCGGCGGGAGGCGGCGGCGCCUUCCUGGGGCUGGGCGAGCACGGCUCCCGCGCCCCGUCCGUGCGCAGCCUGGCCGAGUCCGGGCAUCGCCUGGCGGAGCCGCGCGCCGUGGAGAUGUACAACGGGCACAGCACGCUGCUCGGGCACCACGCCGCAGGGUUUGAUGACAUCGACCUGCCCUCAGCAGUGAAGUACCUGAUCGCCAGUGACCCCAACCUGCAGGUGCUGGGCGCUGCCUACCUGCAGCACAAGUGCUACAGUGACAGCAGCGCCAAGAAGCAGGCCCGCAGCCUGCAGGCCAUGCCCAAGCUGGUGAAGCUGUUCAACAGCCCGAACCAGGAGGUGCAGCGCCACGCCACCGGCGCCAUGCGCAACCUCAUCUACGACAACGCCGAGAACAAGCUGGCGCUGGUGGAGGAGAACGGCAUCUACGAGCUCAUGCGCACCCUGCGGGAGCCCGACGACGAGCUCCGCAAGAACGUCACAGGGAUCCUGUGGAAUCUCUCUUCCAGUGACAACCUGAAGGAUCGCCUGGCCCGGGACACGCUGGAGCAGCUCACAGACCUGGUCCUGGUCCCUCUCUCCGGGCUGGGGGGCUCGGGUGUCAUCCAGCAGAACCCCUCAGAGGCAGAGAUCUUUUAUAACUCCACAGGCUUCCUCAGGAACCUGAGCUCUGCCAGCCAGCAGACCCGGCAGAAGAUGCGUGAGUGCCACGGGCUGGUGGACUCCAUGAUCCACUACGUGAACAGCUCCCUGGAGGUGGGGAAGUCGGAGGACAAGAGCGUGGAGAACACAGUCUGUGUCCUGCGCAACCUCUCCUACCGCCUGUACGACGAGAUGCCCCCGUCCUCGCUCCAGCGCCUCGAGGGCCACCGGAGGAACGCGGGCGGCACGGUGACGGGGGAGCUGGUGGGCUGCUUCAGCCCCCAGAGCAAGAAAGCCCGGGAGCACUACCUGAACGCGGACAUCGUCACCUUCACGGAGGUCUCCAAGGACCCCAAGGGCAUGGAGUGGCUCUGGAACCCGCAGAUCGUGGGCAUCUACAACCGGCUGCUGCAGCGCUGCGAGCUCAACAAGCACACGACCGAGGCGGCCUCGGGCGCCCUGCAGAACAUCACGGCCGGGGACCGCAGGUGGGCGGGCGUGCUGAGCCGGCUGGCGCUGGAGCAGGAGCGCAUCCUGAACCCCGUGCUGGACCGCGUGCGCACCGCCGACCACCACCAGCUGCGCUCCCUCACCGGCCUCAUCCGCAACCUGUCCCGCCACGCCCGCAACAAGGACGAGAUGUCCACCAAGGUGGUCAGCCACCUGAUCGAGAAGCUGCCCGGGAGCGCUGGGGACAAGGCCCCGCCCGCCGACGUCAUCGUGAACAUCAUCGCGGUGCUCAACAACCUGGUGGUGGAGAGCCCCAUGGCCGCCCGCGACAUCGUCUACUUCGACGGCCUCAGGAAGCUCUUCUUCAUCAAGAAGCGACGGGACAGCUCGGACAACGAGAAGUCCUCCCGAGCUGCCGCCAGCCUCCUGGGAAACAUGUGGCAGUACACCAAGCUCCACCGGGACUUCAAGAUGAAGGGGUACCGGAAGGAGGACUUCCUCAGCCUCUGAGGACACCCUGGGAGCUGGAAUGCCUCGCUGGGAUGCUCCGUGCUGCCAGCCGUGCCGUGGGGAGGCUGCUCGCUGCCAGAUCCCCACUCUGUAGCCAAAUCCCUACAUCUCAUGCACCUUCCCCCUUUGCCAGGUCCCCUUCCCUGGCUGGGGGACACUUGUCCUCCCUCCUGCCCAGCCUUAAAGCCAGCAGCUGCUUUUGGAUCAGCUGUGAGACCCCACUGGGACUCCAGUUAGAGCACCCUUCCCCACUCUCAGGCAGCUGUCUGCAAAACUUGGCUUGUCCUGCAGCUUGACAGGGGGGCAGGAGCUGCAGGGAUUUGGGAAGGUUCCUGUAGAGCAGUUCUGGGGCAAAGGGGCUUUUGUGGGUGCUUCAUCCCAGAUCCCUGGGCCAGGGGGGGUGUCCAUGCCCUGUACCAGCUUGGGAUGUGCUGUGGGUUACACUUUUAUUCUGCCCUGGCUGGGUGGAGAUGGGGCUUUGCAUGGCUUAGGGGCUUGGAGGGCUCUGAGGUGGCUUCCCACAGUUUAUGGGGUGGCACAGCGCCUGCAGGGAGCUGGGAAAUGCUGUGACAGCACUGCUUUCCCCCUUUGCUGCAUAGGGCAGGCAGGGGGUUGUGUCUGAUGGGGCUGCCUGUGCCCUCACUGCAGGAAGACUGGCAGGGCCUCAGGGCCCCAUCUGUCACCCUGUGGGGACUGUCCCAGUGUGACAGAGCCGCUGCUGUCGCUCCUCACCAGCUGCUGCCAGGGCUGGGCCCUGCUGGCGCAGCAGGAUCCGGGCAGGGCCGUGUUUGCUGAGCAGCAUCACCCCAUGGGUGGGGAGAUGUCCCCAGAGCUGGGUGCAGACGGGUCCAAAGCUCUCUGUGCCACUGUGGUGGCUGGGAGGGGACACUCGAGUGGGCUGGGGGUGGCUUUGGGCUGUUGGUGGAUUUGGGGGGUACAGGGCACCCCAAGGGGAUGAUGUAGAGUAGGUAGAGGGGUGGGAGGAUGGGGGGAGUGGGCAGAGGGGCUGGAGGGGCCCCCACGGUGAGUGGCACUGGUGCAGUCACAGCUCGAGGUCACAGGGUGUUUGGCUCUGCAGCUCUCUGUGUACAACUCCCCCAGCCCUGUGUACCCCUGAAAUAAAGGCCUUGAGUGAUGCC